GAAGACAACGAUCCGCCUCACUUGGAGUAGCGUGCAGUGUACAGUUCAGUGGGUUCACUUCCUUCUCUUCUUAAUCUCAUCUUUCACUUCGUCUUCGUCUUCGUCUUCCCUACCCUUGUCCCAAUCCCAAAAUUCUUGUGAUUCCUUCCAAUUUCCAUCAAUCACAAUCGUUCAUUGAAACAAUGCCUAUCAACAAGGAAUCUAUUCCUCCUCCUGUCAUCGGCAAAAUUGGCCCUUACACUGUUUUCAUGACCCCACCUUCUACCCCCAAGCCCUCCGACGCCGUUUUCGACUCCCCCAAGAAGAUCGCUCCGCCCCCGGUUCAGCCUCCUCCCCAGGUCUUUCAGAAGCCUGCUGUUGAUUCUGGUUCCGUCUCCGGGCUUUUCAAGAAUGCGGUUACUAAGGUGCAGCAUGUGCACUCAAGUUUGGAUGAUCAUUUAGCACGCUGGUUUGGCUUGAACCAAUCCAAGUACCAAUGGGCACUAGAUGAUUAUUAUGAAAGCAAGGGAAUGGAAAAGGGGGAUAACAAAGCAAAAGAAAUGUCAAGCAAAGUACAGGGUGCUUAAUAUGCAUUAGUGAGCUGGAUUUAUGGAACGUGAGAUGUGAAAGUUCUCAUUAAAGUGCUGUACAACAAAAGGGUCUGGCAUGUCAGAGUUUUUUGACCGACUGCUUUUGAUAUGGUCUCUUCGGUUGUUUUCCAACCCCAGAAGCUGAGGCUGAUCCAUGUAAAUCUUAUUAUCAAGUAAUAUCGAAGUCAGACUUCUUGUUCUUUUGUCUUUACAACCUCUAAUCUAAGGUUGAGUUGGGUACCUGUUAAUGUUUAUUUUUGAUCAUGAAGGAAAAAGGAGACAAUAUUUGCCUUCUAAGGCUGGCAAUGUUAUCUAAUGCAUUUUUUAUGUAUGAUUUAUGAUUGCAGAAUAAUUUGGUCA
This is a messenger RNA of Prosopis cineraria, 929 nucleotides long. RefSeq lists its product as uncharacterized. The transcript has 4 exons. The record is from RefSeq and is a predicted model, not a curated record. Bases 183 to 566 code for a protein of 127 amino acids. Lineage: Eukaryota; Viridiplantae; Streptophyta; Magnoliopsida; Fabales; Fabaceae.